Molecule: messenger RNA, 939 nt
Organism: Suncus etruscus (white-toothed pygmy shrew)
Lineage: Eukaryota; Metazoa; Chordata; Mammalia; Eulipotyphla; Soricidae
Product: olfactory receptor 10V1-like
Exons: 1
Coding region: 1-939 (312 amino acids)
Biological process (GO): G protein-coupled receptor signaling pathway
Cellular component (GO): membrane
Molecular function (GO): G protein-coupled receptor activity; olfactory receptor activity
Source: RefSeq, a predicted model, not a curated record
AUGGGGGAUGAAAACCAAACCAUAGAGAUUCAGUUCCACUUCCAGCCAUUCUCACCCAUCUUGGAGGUACAGAUAUUAAUCUUUGCAGCCUUCCUGCUCAUGUACAUUGGCAGUCUCAUUGGUAAUACCACCAUCUUCCUCACCGUGUGGGCAGAACGUUCACUCCACACACCCAUGUAUUUCUUCCUGGCCAACCUGGCAGUUCUGGAGAUCUUUUACUCUUCCACUGUCGCCCCACUGGCACUAGUCAACCUACUGACCAUGGGAAGAAUCCCCAUCUCUUUUACUGGCUGUGGCACACAGAUGUUCUUCUUUGUCUUUCUGGGCAGUGCUGACUGCAUCCUCUUGGGAAUCAUGGCUUAUGAUCGCUUGAUAGCAAUCCGGGACCCUUUGCGUUACACCCUCAUCAUGAGAUGGCAAAUAUGUGCACAGCUGUCUAUAGGAGCCCUGAUCCUUGGUUUCAUUCUAGCCUUACAGCUGACAGCUCUGAUUUUCCAUCUGCCAUUCUGUGGCCACAAUAGGAUCACUCAUUUCUACUGUGAUGUUCUCCCUAUCUUGAGACUGGCCUGUGGCGAUACCCGAACGCCAGAAGCCAUGAUCUUCAUCGUCAGUGUCAUCAUCCUUACAAUCCCCUUCUCCCUGAUUUCCAUCUCAUACAUAUUUAUUGUGUCUGCCAUUCUGAAGAUCCGCUCAGCAGAGGGAAGGAACAAGGCCUUUUCUACCUGCUCUUCUCAUCUCACUGUAGUUCUCCUCCAAUAUGGCUGCUGUAGCUUGAUCUACUUACGGCCCAGUUCUAGCUAUAACCCCAAAAUGGGCCGUGUGGUGUCUGUUGUCUAUACCUUUGUCACCCCUCUCUUGAAUCCCUUGAUCUACAGCAUGAGAAACAAGGAGUUGAAAGACGCUUUAAGUAAGGUGAUGAAAAGACACAAAUGGAAAUAG